Molecule: messenger RNA, 1599 nt
Organism: Gigantopelta aegis
Lineage: Eukaryota; Metazoa; Mollusca; Gastropoda; Neomphalida; Peltospiridae
Product: zinc finger protein 862-like
Exons: 3
Coding region: 829-1599 (256 amino acids)
Source: RefSeq, a predicted model, not a curated record
GGUGUGAUUGAUUUCAUUAUAGUUUUACCAUCCAAUACUUAACAAGCAAGUUGUCAUGCAUUUGCCAUUCUACUCUUCCUUCAGUUGCAUGAAUCUUGUAACAACUGACAUGGAUAUAUUAUAAUUGUCUAAUUUAAUUGAAUUUUUAAUUUUAUUCAGCUCCAAGCCCGAGUCAUCAGGAAAUGAUGCUGAUGCUGAUUCAGUACCUUCCUUGGAACCUCUGCCUGAGUCUACUACUGUUGUGUCUUCCAAUGUGGACCAGGGUCCAAGUACUAGUAAAGCUGGAAAUCCCGAAGAAAGUGUAGUUAACAUCACUAAAGCACCGAAGUACAAGUGUAAGGUGACAACAAUACUUUCCUGGAAAACGGACUGGGAUUGGAUAGGAUUCCAGGAAAAAGACGGGUAUGUUACACUGGUAUGGUGCGAAGUUUGUAAGGCCUACUAUAGUGAAGGUGGAAAAAAGCAGUUUACACCAAGGACAGUCACAAUUAUGCGAAUUGGAAGCAUAUAUAAAGGGGACUGCGAAUGUGAAAAAAGAUACUGCCCGGACCCACAAUGCUAGCAAGCUGCAUCGAGAUGCGAUUAAGGCGACCAAGGCCACCAAAGAGAUGCCUGUUAUUUACAGGCACCUUAAAAAAAUGGACAAAGAGACAUUUACAAGAAUGUGUCACCUUUUUGAUUGGGCAUACACAGUCGCACACUCAGAACUUUGUUUUACAAACUUUCCAGUCUUAAUUAGUGUAGAAAAAAAAACAUGGAGUCAACCUUGGUAACACUUAUGCCAAUGACAAGGCAUGCCGAACCUUUGUUGAUGAAAUUGGUGAAACGAUGGCAGACGACUUGAAGCAUCUGUUUUCCACGGAACCCUUCUACUGUUCAAUCCUGUUUGAUGGCAGCACUGACAAGAGCCUCUCGGAAAAAGAAGUAAUUAGUGUUAAGUUGCUUGAGGACGGACUGCCUAGGUUCAAACUUCUUGGAAUUACAGAACCUGGUCAAUGUACUGCUGAGGGCAUAUACAAUGCAAUUACUGCAAAGACUCGAGAAAUGCAGCUUGACAUCAAGACAUGCUGUGUUGCAACAGCAGCUGAUGGAGCUUCAGUUAAUUUUGGGAAAGAAUCUGGUGUACUGGUUCGACUGAAGAAAACAAUGCCAUGGCUUAUAAUGAUACACUGCAUUGCACAUCGUCUUGAGUUGGCCCUGAAAGAUUCAUUCAAGGGUUCAUUUUAUGAACUUGAGAUAGAUAAUCUGAUGAUGCAUCUAUAUUAUAUGUACCGGCGAUCUGUCAAGAAAUGGCACGAGCUUCAGAGAACAGCUGAGACAUUUGGUGAAUAUGUAGUGAAACCAUCACGAUCUCAGGGCACCAGAUGGAUAGAUCAUCGCAGAAAGGCAUUAACAGCCCUGAUCCAGGAUUACCGCUGCAUUGUAACACAACUCCAAGAGCAAGGAUCCGAAUUGCGAAAAGACAUCCCAGCAGGAGACCGUGCAAAAAAUGAGAGGAUAUUCCAAACUCAUGACCUCACACCGCUUCGUACUAUACUUAGCUUCCUACCAGGAUCUUGUGGAAGACCUGGCAGAAUUGUCGCUCUCACUCCAAGAUGA